Cololabis saira (Pacific saury) is the source of this 4883-nucleotide messenger RNA. RefSeq lists its product as uncharacterized. Lineage: Eukaryota; Metazoa; Chordata; Actinopteri; Beloniformes; Belonidae. The transcript is spliced from 16 exons. The record is from RefSeq and is a predicted model, not a curated record. The coding region runs from base 568 to 3270 and encodes 900 amino acids.
GGCCUACCAGUAGGUUCUGGUAGAUUGAUAUCACCCAUUUUUAAGGCUGACAUAAUGUUAGUGUAUGUGCUGUGACGUUACUGGCCCACCAGUAGGUUCUGGUAGAUUGAUAUCACCCAUUUUUAAGGCUGACAUAAUGUUAUUGUAUUUGCUGUCACGUGACCGGUCACAUGGCCGACAUUAUGAUUGUAUUCUUUAUGAUUUAUUAAUACUUUUAACAAAGUUUCGACAGUUAAACCUUUUUUGCGGAAAUUAAAUGCAUUUUCUUAACAUUUCGAGCAAGAAUUUGACAUUGUUUUUUCUAUAUAGAAGGCCUAAAUAUUUUAUGUAGUUAAUAUGGACCUCAAGCCAAUAAGCUUAUAUGGGCUUAAAUCCUCUGAGCAGACCUUGAAUUGAAAGAUGUUAUUUUAUUUUAUUUUAUUUUAAUUUUUGCAAACGGUUACAGUACAAUUAAAUAGAUGAAAGAAACAAAUUAUUAUCUUGUUGUUUCUGUCGCUAUGGCAACCCGGAUCGAAGCUGCUGAUGCCGUUUCUAGCCCGGAUAUGGAAACUACGUAAUGAAUGACUCAUGAUAACGUUUGUGGUAAAAACAAAAACAAAAACAGAAGAAGAAGAAGAUAAAGAAGAAGAAGAAGAUAAAGAAGAUAAAGAAGAUAAAGAAGAUAACGAUAUCAGCGUAUUGUGCUUUCGUCCUCUCAAGGUGAACAUGGUCAAGUUCCGAAAUGUAAAGACGUAUAUCAACAUACAACGGAUUCCCCUUAGAGGACGGUCAAGAACAUACAGAAGCUAUCUGCAACGAGAAGAUAUGAGACCAGCUUCAGUAUCAUUGUCCACAAAUCCACCAGAUGCACCACCCUGCCUUGUGUCACCUUGUGUUGACCAUUGUUUGGCUAGCAGCAGUCAAGAGGGUAAUGCCACUGUGGAGGCAUGGCAACGUGUGCGGGAAGUUCUUCUCCGUGUGAGUGCAGAGCUGCUUUGCCCUCCACAAGAGGCAUCCUGCACAGUUUGCAGCAGUUCGCUCACUGAAAGUGAGCUGUGGCGAUGCAUGGAUUGUGGAAGUGAGGCCUACUUCUGCGCCACUUGUGUCCAGAAAGUUCACCAGACCACUGCUGUGGUGCAUGUUCUAGAAAGAUGGGAGGCAGGUGAAUUUCAACAGAGCAUUCCUGACGGCUUCUGUUGGAAUUGGUCACGGAAGGAUCAUGAUUGUGAAAUGUCAUAUCAUCGUGUACUGAAAGUAUUCGACUGUCAAGGAAGGUGCCAUGAUGUUUCCAUCCAGUUCUGUUCAUGUGAAACAGAGGUUGCAACACUGCUUCGUUACAGCCUUUGGCCCGCCACUGUAAAGAGGCCCCAAAGCGCUGUUUCAACUAAGCUGAUGGACAUGAUCUGCAGGUUGCAGUUAGAGUGUGGUGUGUCGCUGAAGGCCAUAUGCACAGCCAUUCAGCAGUCAUCUUUGUCUUCCGAGUGCCAGGACCUUUACCGCCAUCUGGUAAAAGAAUCCUACGAAGAAUAUCGGCAUCUGCGAUACCAGAUGACUACACUGCGCCAUCUUGGGGCUGAUGUCACUGAUGGCGCACAGUGUCCCAUUUGUCCACAAGAAGAUGGAGUUCUGGUUCUGGCUGCAGAUGGGCUGUUUGGCCUACCAAGAAAGAAGUCUUCUGGGAGAAGUUUUGAGGGACCGAAGCACAAUAAUCGCUUUUUCUCGCCACAAGAUGAUGUUGAUGCCUUUGUAAAAGAACAGCAACAUACACCUGAGGAGGGUUGUGCCAACUUUCAAGCUGGCAGUGCGCUCAGGUCAAAAUUAAAAAAUGCCAAAUUGGAUGAAACCGGAGUGUUUGGCAUGGCCUGUAAGCACGAACAUCCACGGAGAUUUCUUAGUCUUAAGAGAGGCGAGAGCCUUUCGAAUGCAGUCUACCUGAUGAAGGAGCUGCAAGAAGAUCUGGGGGGAAAUAAAAAACUUGUCUUCAUGUAUGACAUAGGAUGCAAGUUGAAGCCUCAUUUGGAGAAGUUUUUCCCGAAUCUUCUGGACAACACCACAAUCGCUGUCCCUGCAUUCCAUGCUUAUGGACAUGGUGUUGCUUGUCAGAUUUCCCACGCAUGUAGGAAUGUUGAGGGUGCCGGUCUUUGUGAUGGGGAGCAAUUGGAGAGGUUAUGGUCAUUCCUACGUCGCUUCGGAAAAGUGACAAAGGAAAUGACCCCAUCCCACCGAAUUGACCUGCUGACCGAUGCACUGCUACACUACAGUGAAAAAAUAAGAAAAAACCAAGCCAAAGCCCUGUGUUCCAAAGCUGAGAAAACCAAUUCAGUUGAAGAGGAAGCAAAGACAGAAAUUGCUGAAAUCAUGAAACAAACAGGCCUCACCGAGCUGGAUGUACAGCGUUGGGCAGAACAUUAUAAGUCGGAGGCAAAGAAAACGAUUGAUUGGACGUGGGAGGAGGACUAUGUUCAGAAACUACUGGAACACCAGCAUCUGGAAGUCUUGAACCGCAUGGCCACCUCUGAUCCUGAGCUCAGAGCACGUUUGGAAAAGUCAGAGAGGCAGCUUCAGACAAUUGAGAGGAAACGUCAUGUUGGGGGAAGAUGGACUUUAAACACUGAAGCAUCUAGACACCUCCUAAGUGCCAUAGAUGACAAGAAACGGCAGCACGCACUGCAGGCAAUGUACAGGCUGGUCUUGGAGCGCAGGUUCCUAUGCGGCCUGGUGAGAAAAUAUGCUGAUGGACAGAAGAUAGCCAUCAGAUUGUCUAAAAAGAUCAAUGUGGUUGGCCAGAAGAUCAAGAACAAGGUCAAAGAGUACAACUCCACAGGAACAUCUAGCGCCUUGGUGUACCAUGAAGUCAUCCAGAUUGACAACCCCAUCUGGUCAACCAUGGUCCACUCCGAAAAAGAUGCGGACAUAUCCGUCAAACAGAGACUUUUUGUUUUGUUGAACACCGCCGAAAGGGCAUCAGAAGAGAGAGAGUACUUGUCGGAGGAAUGCAUGGCAGGCAAGCUGUUCUAUGAGAAGCAGCUUGUAGAGGUUGAGAAAUGCCUCUUACCAGACAGUUUGCCGUCGGUGUCCUCUAGAGAGGACAAAGGAGCCCGUGCUGCAUUGCUUGCCAAGAAAAGAGAGUUUUUGUUCCUUCACUCAAAAUAUGUCAAUCUUGUCAAUCUUCUCAGAAGUACAGAUGUCAUUGAUGAGGUGAACAGCGCUGACUCUGACAUUAGUACGGACGAAGAGGAGGAUUAUGAUGAAGAGGAGGACCAAGCAGUGCAUCAUUCCUUGCCUGAGUGAAAGACUGCUCAUAAUUUCUCUCUCUCUCUCUCUCUCUCUCUCUCUCUCUCUCUCUCUCUCUCAAACUCAAUUGUUCAGUUAUUCCUGACACUUCAGUCCAAUAGUGUCUGCAGACGGCGUGGAGAGGCUAAGGGCCAAUCCCAAUUCUCCUUCACUCGCCCUUCUUUUCUCCACUCGCACUUCUUUUCUUCCCUAACCCCUAAAAAAGAAGGGGGAGAUUUUAGGGCACUUGAGAUCUAGGGCACUUGGCCCAGGUGCCUGUCCCAUUUCUCCUACUCCCCCUCGUUUUCAUCCCUAACCUGAACAGGAAGCUGAGAGCCAAAAGCUGUUUUAAUUUCAGCUGUAGCGCUGUUAAUAUGGCACUUUAUUAAGUUCUAAUAUUUUUUCAGGCAUAAAGGUAACCUUAAGAUCCGCAACCUGGGCUCAGUUUAUCCAAAUAACGCCUGUUAAGAAAUUUGACCCGAUGUUUUCGGAGAUGAGAAGAGCCGCCGCCCCCGGGGAGCAGCCUCAGCUCACAGCCCGAGAAGAGACGUCUCCGCCGGGUCAAGCUGCUGCGUCAGCCCCGGGAGAGACACUCUCUCCCGGGACGCUGCUCUGUUGAGAAUUACGCUGGCUGAAAUAAAUCAUUUAGGAAGAUGUUGGUUUAAUAGAUGAAAUCUAACAGUUGUAGCUACGCCUGUUAAGAAAUUUGCUUCGAAAUUUAGAGAUUUCUGUCUGCCGGCUCCGGAGUUUGGGUCCGUGUUUAAUCGACGCAGAGCCUACGGCGUAGGGUACGGCGUACGGCGCGCGUCGCCGCGUACAUCGACGCAGACCUUACGGCGUAGGUUACGUAACCUCUGCCGUAGGCUCUGCGUUGGUGUAACGCGGAACCAUACAUCCCUUUAUUCUGGCGUGAUCUUCUACAACUUUAUCUGAAAGUGUUUAAAUUACACAGAUAACAGCUGGAUUACUUUGUGGUUUCUGAAGACUAUUAUAUCAGAAACAUCCAAAACAAAUCUGACGAGUCACAGGAUUAUUUCUCUCUAUUUCUCUGAGACGAGUCUGCCUGUUUGCCUUCGGUCGGCGAGUCAAAUCGACGCAGAGCCUACGGCAAAAGCAUUCUUGGAAAUUCUCAUACCCCCUCGCUCGCCAAGUCAGCAUCUGAAAUCCCUCGAUUUGAAGGGGCUAUUCUCAGCCCCUCACCCUCGUUAUGCCCCCUCCCCCUAGGUGAAAAGAGGAAUUGGGACACCACUACUUUCACGGGAACGCGCAAAAGUUAGGGUUAGUGAAGAAAACUAGGGCGAGGGGGAGUAUUGUGACGCAGCCUAAGUGUUUCUUUUCACGUAAAAAGAAAGAGCAGUCCUGUUACGGAUGCAGGGAUAGGGGAUAUGUUAUUUGUUUGUAUGUGUGCGCGCCUGUCUGUCUGUUUGUUCCUCCUCCCUCUGCAGUCCCGUUACUCCAGCCUGACGCUCCCCACCAAUGAACGUACCAAUGGAGCGCUCCCCACCAAUCGCUGUCAGGCUGGUGUAUCAAGUGUAUCAAGGGUAUGUAUCAAGGUGAGAGAGAGGGGCACAGUGUAGAGAAGAAGCUGUUAGUAUAUGGAGUUAACUCAUUUUCUCGUGAAGUGUUUUGUU